AUGACACGCAACGAUUUACUCCGCACUGAUGGUGACAUUGAUAUUCAAAUCACGAAAUAUGUACCACAAGUUACACAAACAACCAAUGUGUCUGAACCAUCCAUUGAAACCACAUUAGUUUUUGGCUCAUAUGUUUGUCAAAUCGAUAUUUUAUUUAUUCAAACAUUUCGAAAACUUUCCUUAUGUGACAUUGUUCUCAUUAACAUUAAUGUUCAAGAUGAACGUCCCAGAUUUUUCGCCGUUAUUGUUCACGUAGUCGACCAUUGGUCAUCUGGUAUGGAAAAUGUCACAGAUAUAUGCUUGACUGAGUGCGACAAUAAUAAACAUGUUAUUCAGGUCAAGUCUGAUGUAGUUUUAUACGCUUCUAAAGCAUGUUCGGAUGAUAUUGAAAAUCAUUGCCGUAGUUUAGGAUCGCAAAAAAUUUUGAUAAUUAAACUGACCAAUAUUACAUCACCUCGAAGACAAAUCAGUGCCAUUUAUAAUUUGCGAACAUUUUCAAAACAAGAAAGUUUACUUAAGCCAUCAAAUACAGACCCCUAUUUCCAUCAUGAAAAUCUUCUAACUGCUCAAUCAAGAGCGCUUGGAAACUUUGACGACGCUCAUAUGCGAGUGAUUAAUUAUGUUGAACGAAUAUUUGGUGACAAUGGCAAUGGAAUUGACCAUCUACAUCUCGUUCAUGAUCCACCAGGUCUAGUUUUGUUUCUCUGGAAAGCUUUUUGUUAA
Molecule: messenger RNA, 723 nt
Organism: Rotaria sp. Silwood2
Lineage: Eukaryota; Metazoa; Rotifera; Eurotatoria; Philodinida; Philodinidae
Source: the annotation of a GenBank genome assembly